Lytechinus pictus (painted urchin) is the source of this 1967-nucleotide messenger RNA. RefSeq lists its product as uncharacterized. The record is from RefSeq and is a predicted model, not a curated record. The transcript has 4 exons. Lineage: Eukaryota; Metazoa; Echinodermata; Echinoidea; Temnopleuroida; Toxopneustidae. The coding region runs from base 1353 to 1859 and encodes 168 amino acids.
ACAUAAAAGGUCAUGACGCGCGCAUAUCGCGCAUAUGCGCGCGUCAAAAUUUUAAGCUGUUCAAAAUCACUUUUUAUUCAAAUGAGAGUACGUUUCAGGCCAUUUUAAGCAUUUUGCAAAAAAACGCGCACGCGUUCUGGCAUUUUGCAACAUAGAAUCGCCACAUUUUCUCUGUCAUCAUAUUUGGCAUAUUUUUCCAAACAUUUUGAUACCUUGUUCACCUUUUUCUGACCAGUAAUAACGGAAUGAGCGUCCGUUCAAGACAUGUCCGUGCGCGCGAUCUCUUGUAAUACAUAGCAUAUAAGGGCAAAAACAUGCCUAUACAAAAUUCAUUGUUACUCUUCAGAAUGGAUGGGAACUCCGAUUUUUUUUUCAUAUUUGGAUAGAUUAUGAGUCGGAGAUAUGAUUUCAUGUCUCAUUUGACCCUCAAUUAACUCAUGAGGUCAUCAUAAUGGCCUCCGAACUCAAAAUUUCAAUUUGCAUAUUAUGACGUCAGCACAUUUUUGGAAAAUUAAUAGUUUCUCUGUAAAUAUUGAUUGAUUUUAUAGAGACUGGUCUAGCCUCUGGGGUUACUUGGGUCCUGGGGUUAGUUGCGCCCCUUAAAGGUAAAGACCAGUUUUGGAAACGCCCUUCUCUCCAAAAAAUAAAAUGGAAGCUCUCAUUACCAAUCAUGCAUGUGAAAGAAUAUGUUUUGACUAAUACGUGAUGAUACAAAGGUUGCCGGAAAAGUCGGGAAAACGCCUUCUUAUUGAUAUAUUUGGUAAAUUAUUAUAUCUAUUGGGACCAAAUACAUAUCGCGCACGUAGUCGCGUAGUCCCAUAUACAUCUUUCUGUGUACAGUGCUUGUAACUUUACCAAGACUGCGCCAAAUUUCUUAUCAUUUUGAUGAUUCCAGAACCUUGCAGUAGGCCUACAUACCAAUACUUAUAUGCUAGAUGAUCAACCUUUUCUGAUCGAUUCCACAAAUUUCUUUCACAAUGCAAUCGCAUGACCAGAACUGGUCUUUCUCUUUAAUUGCUGUUUUGAGAUGGAUAGCUUCUUAGUGUUGCAUUCAAUUAGGCAGUAUCACCAAAACGACCGUUGGGCGAAAAAGAUGCACUUUGUGCUGCAUUUGACGCAUUUGAUUUUUAUCAACAGUUAUUAUUAUGUUAGAAGUAUUUUGCAGUAGGCCAGUAGUCUAUAGAUAGAGUUCAUAAUGUUUUUUUUUUUAAUAGAUCUAUAUUCGUUUUUUAAAUUACAAACAGUCAUUUUUAAUGUAAUGGUGGAGUAUAGUAUUUUGCAAUUUUUGAAAAUUAUAUUUAAUUGAUAUUGUAUUUUAGGUGUUUCCGGAAAUUGUGGAUUUUGCUGUCAACAUGGCUGUUGUGGAUGACUUCAUAACUCCACCAAAAGUCACUGUGAGUGAAGCUCGUGGGAGUCCAAAAAAAAAACGACUCAGUGUUGAAGGAAACUUGAUAGAGGUGGGAGUGUUGACUGAAACGCCAGAUUACAAGAGAAGGCAACUCAAACUUGCUGAGCCUGGAGAUGAUGGUCAUAUCAUAAGCCUUACCUUAUGGGGAGAGCAAGCUGUAGCUGACAUUACCCCUGGACUGCAAGUGUGUUGUUCAGCUGUAAUUCGAGAGGAAAACGGACUUCGAGCUUCUCCGUCAACAAAAAUUGAGUUCAAAAACGAAAUCUGGCUGGACGGAAUUGUUGCUGGCAUCAGGAGCAGAAGCACUCCUGUGCGUGUCAUCUUGACUAACGGGACAACCAUCAAGGUCUCUGGGGAGUUAGUACUGGACUUUGCAGAAUUCCUUGGUCAGAAAAUCCAAUACAAAGUUGGCAAAGAUGGGUUGGUUUGUGAACUGAAAAAAGUAGAAUGAUUAAGGUAUCUGUGUUGUGAACAGGCGCGUACGCAGGGGGGUGGUUUUGGGGGUUAACCCCCCCCCCUUUGGCUCUGAAAACGUCUGAAACCCCCCCCCAUCUUUGAC